Molecule: messenger RNA, 2662 nt
Organism: Oryza brachyantha (malo sina)
Lineage: Eukaryota; Viridiplantae; Streptophyta; Magnoliopsida; Poales; Poaceae
Exons: 2
Coding region: 452-2362 (636 amino acids)
Source: RefSeq, a predicted model, not a curated record
CUCCUCCUCCUCCUCCCACUGGUCUCUCUCUCUCUCUCUCUCCUAGCUCCUCCACCCUUUCGCUUCGCCGCUUCCUGCCCUGCUUAGCUGCUUCUCCAUGCUGAUCUUAGAGGAUACUUAAUUGAGAUAUGAAUUCUGUUUGUGGUUCUUGUGAGCUUAAGAUGCUCUGAACUUGAUUGCUUGGCUCAGCAAUACCACAAUUUGACAUUUGGAACCAGUAAACCUAAUGCUCAUGGACAGAGCUGAUACAUCAGGUUUUGUCAGUGGAGGAAUAUUUUGCAUGAACAUCCAUGUGUAUUUCCAUUUUGUUUAUACUAUAUGCUUCCUUUAUGGCGAAGUUAUAAAACUGGAAUUCUGAUGGUUUAACACAAGCUCUUGAUCCACAAAGGCCCAAACAACACUAAACUCAUUUUGUCUGUCAUAUCUUUCUGUAUUUAUAUUAUUAAGAAGGAUGGACCUUAAUAUGGCAGAUCUUUGGUUUCAUGGGAAGGAACAUAUAGCUUCUUCGCCAUUCCCACAAGCUGUAACAUCAGUGAACUUCACUUGCCUUAGCAGUUCAGAAACAGUCAAGGCUUCUAAAAAAAUGUUUCAGCAGAGCAAUCAAAGUUUGUCUGUUCCUGAUGAUGGAUGCAGACUUGUCCUUGGACUUGGACCAGCUUCGAAUCUGCAUUAUGCUGAUAAUGACUCAUCUGGUGGCAGCAGGGCAAACGAGACUGCAAAUUUGUUCAGCCAACAUUUUGCCAUAGCUGAUCAUGGUCUGAAGUUGAGCAUUUCGAGAGGUAGUACUAGAAAUUUUCAAGACACAACAGUGAUCGAGAAGUAUCCACAUCAGAGUAAAAAAGGUAUUUUCUUCACAAUUAUUGAUGAAGGAUCAACUUCAGCUAAAAGGAAACCAGGUGGUUAUAUGCUGCCACUUCUGUUUGCCCCAAGAUCAGAUGAUACUUGUCUCAAUGGAACACCUCCUGUGACCGAUAUUCAACAUGUUGAAACUGUAGAUGAUGAUGAGGAUGAUCACAUUAUGACUCUUAAUCACCAGAAGGUUCAGACUAGCCCUGAGCCUUCAGCAACAACUGACUGUUCUUUUGCUGCGACUUCAGAUAUGAUAGUCUCCUCUACUAACACGGAGCAGAGAAAUCAGCAACGACAUCCUAAGAAGUGUAGGUUCAAUGGGUGUUCAAAAGGUGCAAGAGGUGCAUCAGGGCUUUGCAUUUCCCAUGGUGGUGGUCAGCGGUGCCAGAAGCCCGGUUGCAACAAAGGUGCCGAGAGCCGAACAGCUUACUGCAAAUCUCACGGUGGAGGGAAACGGUGCCAAGAGUUAGGCUGCACCAAAAGUGCUGAAGGGAAGACGGAGUUCUGCAUUGCUCAUGGUGGUGGGCGUCGGUGUGGAAAUCCUGGCUGUACGAAGGCGGCAAGGGGAAGAUCAGGAUUUUGCAUAAAACACGGUGGAGGGAAGAGAUGCAGUGUGCAGGGAUGCACCAGGAGUGCUGAAGGACAGUUUGGGCUGUGCAUCUCACAUGGAGGUGGUCGCCGGUGUCAGUACCCAAACUGCAGCAAGGGAGCACAGGGAAGCACCAUGUUUUGCAAGUCACAUGGUGGAGGCAAACGGUGUAUAUUUGAAGGCUGCACCAAAGGCGCCGAGGGCAACACGCUGCUGUGCAAAGGGCAUGGCGGUGGGAAGAGGUGCCUCUUUGAGGGAGGUGGAGCCUGUCCUAAGAGUGUUCAUGGCGGGACGAGCUUCUGCGUCGCGCAUGGAGGUGGCAAACGCUGUUCUGUGCCAGGAUGCACCAAGAGUGCUCGUGGUCGCACCGAUUGCUGCGUGAGGCAUGGUGGUGGCAAGCGUUGCAAGGUCGACGGCUGCGACAAGAGUGCUCAAGGAAGCACAGACUUCUGCAAGGCGCAUGGAGGUGGCAAGCGAUGCGCCUGGAGCACCGGCUGUGAGAGGUUUGCCAGAGGAAGGAGUGGCUUAUGCGCUGCACAUGGCACCCUGAUGGCUUCAAAGCAAGUGUCUGAAUCCGAACACAGUAGAGCCAUGAUCAGGGACAGCCUCUUCAGCAGGAUGGUCUCUACUUCAGCGACGGCUGGCAGUAGCAUGGAUCAUGCCAUCUCUUGUUCUCGCCCUGGUGCGUCAUCGGGUUGCGGCGAGCUGUUGGAAGACAUGCGGAACGGGAAGCUCCUGAUACCUCAUCAGGUGCUGGUUCCUGGUGCAAUGAAGCCAUCUUCUUCGCGUGGCAAUGGUCAAGAGGACGGAUGGAGCCAGAAGCAGCAGUGCUUCGGGUUCGUCGUGCCGGAGGGGAGGGUGCAUGGUGGAGGCCUGAUGUCCAUGAUCGGCGUCGGAGGCAAUCUUGACGAUCCGAAAACCUGAAACUUUACUGAAAGUGGGAGAUUUGCAGCUAUUUUUCGCUUAUGAUUUCUGCAUCUAGAAUUUAUAUGAUUUCAGAUUACCAUUACGCUACGCCGUCAAGCGACAGGAGUGACUGCGUGGUUGAAACUGAAUUCUGGACUAUGUGGCUAGGGCCCUGUAUAAAGUGUUUUGUUAUUCAUAUGACACUUUCAGUACUUACACAACGCCCGGACUACCUGAAUAGCUGUGUUUUACACUUGUAUCGUUUCUUUUCUGGCUCUUACAGUUACUGAAAACUUUACCAGAUAUUUAUAGGGUUAU